AUGUCGUCGGGCGGCGCCUCGUUCGCCUGGACGAAACCUCCCAAGGCCAAGCACCCCCUAGCUGACAGCAUCCUGGUGGGCUCACAGUGCAUGGAGCAGCAGCAGGGAGGGCAGCGAGUGGAGCUGACCUACCCCAUCCACAACGGCGUGGUGCAGCGCUGGGACGACAUGGGGCACGUGUGGGACUACACCUUCAACACCGCUCUCGGAAUUGACCCCUCUGAAACCAAGAUCCUGCUCACUGACCCUCCUCUCAAUCCCACUAAGAACCGCCAGCGCAUGCUGCAAAUGAUGUUUGAGAAGUACAACUUCGACUCCCUCUUCAUUCAGCUGCAAGCCGUGCUGCCACUCUACGCCCAAGGCAUUCUGACAGGGCUUGUAGUGGACUCUGGGGAGAGCGCCACUCACGCAGUCCCAGUGGUGGAAGGCUUUGCAUACCCACACCUUACAAAGCGGAUCAGCAUAGCAGGCAGGCAGAUCACGUCUCACCUCAUUGAUCUCAUGAUGCGACGCGGCUACCCCUUCAGCAAGGUGUCAGACUUUGAAGCGGCGAGGGCCAUUAAGGAACAGCUCUGCUUCGUCAGCUGUGAUUACAAGCGAGAGAUGCAACUGGCAGAGGACACCACAGUGCUUGUGAAGCAGUCCUCUUAA
Closterium sp. Naga37s-1 is the source of this 651-nucleotide messenger RNA. NCBI's taxonomy places the organism in Eukaryota, Viridiplantae, Streptophyta, Zygnematophyceae, Desmidiales, Closteriaceae. The record is from the annotation of a GenBank genome assembly.